AUGGCAUCCAAAUCCACAGCCAGUUCUUCCUCUGCCGCACCAACCAUCUUCCAGCCCGGAACCUUAGUUGAAAUCAGCAUCAACGAAGCUGGAUUCCGAGGUUCAUGGUUCACCGGAAAGAUUGUCCGUCGUCUCGGAGGUCACAAUUUUGUUGUGGAGUUUGACAAAAUAAUGGUGGAUGAGAAGGGAACAAAGGGCCUCCAAGAAACUGUUGACCGUUCCCAGCUCCGUCCAAUUCCUCCAAAGGAGAUCAUCCAGGACUUCCAACCUGGUGCUGGAGUUGACGCUUAUUACAACGACGGAUGGUGGGAGGGUAUCUACGCUGGAUCAUUAGAGGACGGUAGGAGUAUGGUGUGUUUCAGAGAUUCGUCACAAGCGUACCCCGACAACGAACUCAGGCUCCACCAUGAUUGGGUCGACGGAAGCUGGAUCCCACCAUUUCCACAACAGGAUGAAAGUGAAAUCAAGAAAAAGGUGAGGGUGAAGGCUUUUGAAACUGUGACUGAAGACAAUGUUGAUUUCAGGUUCAAACCAGGGACAUUGGUUGAGGUGUGCAGUGAUGAAGAUGGUUUAAAAGGGGUUUGGUUUUGUGCAACCCUAGUUGAGCCAAAGCCGGGUUGUAAAUUUGUUGUUGAAUAUGAAAGUCUUAUAGAGGAUGAUUAUUUAAAGCCUUUGAGAGAGGAAGUCAGUCUAUAUCAGAUUAGGCCUCGUCCCCCAAAAACUGAUGAUGUUGAUCAGUUUAAGUUUUUUGAUGAAGUUGAUGCAUAUUAUAAGGACGGUUGGUGGGUUGGGAUUGUUUCUAAAGUUCUCGGAGACUCGAAAUAUAUUGUUUAUUUUCGAAACUCCAAUGAAGAAAUGGAGUUUCAACAUUCCCAGUUGAGGCUGCAUCAGGAUUGGGUGGAUCAUCAAUGGGUAAUGGCUUCUAAGUGUGUUGGAUUGCAUAUUGUCACUAUUGCUUUUAUGAUCUAG
Messenger RNA from Vicia villosa (hairy vetch), 969 nucleotides. Its product is annotated as protein AGENET DOMAIN (AGD)-CONTAINING P1-like. The transcript is spliced from 3 exons. NCBI's taxonomy places the organism in Eukaryota, Viridiplantae, Streptophyta, Magnoliopsida, Fabales, Fabaceae. The coding region runs from base 1 to 969 and encodes 322 amino acids. The record is from RefSeq and is a predicted model, not a curated record.